Molecule: messenger RNA, 3044 nt
Organism: Coccinella septempunctata (seven-spotted ladybird)
Lineage: Eukaryota; Metazoa; Arthropoda; Insecta; Coleoptera; Coccinellidae
Gene: bel
Product: ATP-dependent RNA helicase DDX3X
Exons: 7
Coding region: 124-2235 (703 amino acids)
Biological process (GO): gamete generation; cell differentiation
Cellular component (GO): P granule; nucleus
Molecular function (GO): RNA helicase activity; RNA binding; ATP binding
Source: RefSeq, a predicted model, not a curated record
CAAGUCAAGUUGUCACUGUCAGUGCUGCACUGUCUGCCAAAGACGCUUUUCAACACUUGUAACAAUAACUAUCGGAGGUUUUUUUCGUAAAAACUUCUACUAUUCGCCUUGAUUUGAAGUAAUAUGAGUAAUGCACCCAACCAAAAUGGAUCAGGUCUAGAGCAGCAGUUUGCUGGUCUGGACUUGCAGAGCCGUCAAUCGAGCGGCCGCUAUAUUCCACCUCAUUUAAGGAAUAAGGUGAACAAUUCUGAAACUAGUCCUGAAAAAGACAGGAACGACUUUAAGGGGGAUAACCGUGGGGGAAACAGAAGUAACUACAACCGUGGUGGUGGUGGUGGUGGACGAGAUAAUAGAGACUUUUCAAGUUUUAACUCAAGGAACAGACGAGGAGACGAUGAACGCGAGGGACAAUGGGACCGAGGUGGCAAGGAACGUUUUCAGGACAGGGAGCGUGACCUGCAGCAGCGUAACGACCGCUGGCAGCAGGAGCCUUCAGAAAGGCAGGAACGUGGAGGCGGCAACCGGUACUCAGAAGACAGGGAGAACGGCCGAGACAACAGGGGCAGAGACAGCCGCGACAACGGUCGUUGGAACGAGAGCCGCGAUCGCCGAGGGGACAGCACCGACUGGACGGUACCCCUGCCCCGGGAGGAGCACCUCGAGCUCGAGCUGUUCGGUACGGGCAAUACUGGAAUCAACUUUAGCAAGUAUGAAGAUAUACCUGUUGAAGCAACCGGAGACAAAACUCCUAACCACAUUACAUCUUUUGAGGAAGUACAGUUGACUGAGAUCAUCCGUAACAACAUUGCGUUGGCACGCUACGACACUCCGACUCCAGUACAAAAAUACGCCAUUCCUAUCAUCAUAGGAAAGAGGGACGUGAUGGCCUGCGCCCAGACGGGUUCCGGAAAAACUGCUGCUUUCUUGGUUCCGAUCCUGAACCAAAUGUACGAACGCGGACCGCCGAACAUCACCCACGGCCGAAGCCGCCGCAAGCAAUACCCCCUCGGCCUGGUCUUGGCGCCGACAAGGGAACUGGCCACGCAGAUCUACGACGAGAGCAGAAAGUUCGCAUAUAGAUCGAGAGUACGCCCCUGCGUCGUAUACGGCGGGGCCCUGAUAAAAGAGCAGAUGAGCGAUCUGGAUCGCGGCUGCCACUUGCUGGUGGCGACACCCGGUAGACUGUUGGACAUGAUCGAGAGGGGCAGGAUCGGCCUGGAUUAUUGCCAAUACCUGGUCCUCGACGAGGCGGAUCGUAUGUUGGACAUGGGUUUCGAGGUACAGAUAAGGAAGAUCGUCGAGAACGAGAACAUGCCCAAGACGGGCAAGCGUCAGACGUUGAUGUUCUCCGCCACAUUCCCAUCGCCCAUCCAGAAGCUGGCCAGGGAUUUCCUGGACAAUUACAUCUUCUUGGCGGUGGGAAGGGUCGGUUCCACCUCUCAAAACAUUACUCAGCAGAUAUUCUGGGUGGAAGAACACGAAAAACGGUCCUUCCUGUUGGACCUGCUCAACGCGGCCGAUCUCACGCAGCCGUCCGCCGAACACCUGACCCUCGUCUUCGUGGAAACGAAGAAGGGCGCCGACUCCCUGGAGGAGUUCCUGCACAACGAAGGCUAUCCGGUCACCUCGAUCCACGGCGACCGCAUCCAGAGGGAGCGGGAGGACGCUCUGAAGCAGUUCCGGUCGGGUAACACGCCGAUAUUGGUCGCGACCGCCGUGGCCGCCAGGGGUCUCGACAUCCCGCACGUCAAACACGUCAUCAAUUUCGACCUGCCGUCUGACAUCGAGGAAUACGUCCAUCGGAUCGGACGUACCGGAAGGAUGGGAAAUCUUGGUUUGGCGACUUCGUUCUUCAACAAACGCAAUCAGAACCUGGCCACCGGUAUGCUGGACCUGUUGGUGGAGGCCAAACAGGAGUACCCGUCGUGGCUGGAGAGCGUGGCCGCGGACGGACGCGUACAGAGCUCCAGUCGCCGGGGAGGCAAGGGACGGUUUGGAGGCAGUUCGGGCGGUAACUUUGGCAGCCGAGAUUACCGUCAACAGCCGGGCGGCGGCGGCGGCAAUAUGACCAGGAAUAACCGUUCUUCGGGCGGUGGUUACAGCAAUGGAUACGGAAACAGUGGAGGCUAUCCCAGCAACGGAGGAUUGGACAGAGGCGCCAAUUUCGGCGGUAAUUACAGCAGCAGCAGAGACAACACAAACAAUUCCAAUAGUCGCGACGAUUGGUGGGAGUGACAAAACUAGUGAAAUACACACCUCUCUCGUCCUUGUUAAUUACCUUCAUUACUAAAAUAAUUUCCCACAUGACUUCAGGGUCGAGCUUCUAAUGUUCAUAUUCCCAAAAAAAAAAUAUCUGUCGGGGCAUUACAAACAUUGAACUUCAAGCCGUUCUUCUCAUUAUUUUAUUUAUAUUGUCUUUUAUUCUGUGAAAAUUCUUCUUAAGUUUAGUUGAUUUAGUCUCCAUUAUCCUAUCAUUAGUGGACUCACUCAUAAAUAUUUAAUAUCAAAUAUUUAACUAUGGAUAGGUAACUAUUGUUAAACAUAGUCAUGAUUCGCACUAAAAUAGAUUAAAAAAAUGUGUGGAAUAAUUUUGAAACUUAACGAGAUGCACCUCGGGAUGUUUUCGUUUAGUGAAAAUGUUCCAUCUUCUAUUUUCCAAGAAUAUCGGAGGAAGGGUGCAUUUAUAGAUUUUAUCUGAAGUAGGGACAAACCGCUGCAAAUUUUUGGGAGUUUGUUCCUUCUGGUUCGUUAUAUUUUUUUUUUUUAAAGAACCGUUGUCAAUAGAAAAUGUUUCUCACAAUGAUAAUCGAUUGAAUCGGAUUCAGAGAAUAAUUCGAGUAACCUUGAAACUUUAGUGCAACAUCCAAAUUAUUAACAAAUAUUUCUCUAGUAAAAUUAAUCGCAAUUGAAACUGAGUGUAUUUUUGAUAGCAUAAUUUCAAAUGUCAUUUUUAUUUGCGCUUAAUCUGUUAAUCUAGCAUUCUUUCAUACAUGUUCUUAUGUUUGGAUCAGUAAUGUCAAAAAAAUAUAUUGAAGUUAAAAUAU